Molecule: messenger RNA, 3151 nt
Organism: Acipenser ruthenus (sterlet)
Lineage: Eukaryota; Metazoa; Chordata; Actinopteri; Acipenseriformes; Acipenseridae
Product: protein lin-7 homolog C
Exons: 5
Coding region: 377-982 (201 amino acids)
Biological process (GO): neurotransmitter secretion; protein localization to basolateral plasma membrane; maintenance of epithelial cell apical/basal polarity
Cellular component (GO): cell-cell junction; MPP7-DLG1-LIN7 complex; basolateral plasma membrane
Molecular function (GO): L27 domain binding
Source: RefSeq, a predicted model, not a curated record
UGCCUCAGAAUUAUGUGUAAGGUAUUUUAAUGGGAAUGUCCGUGCGCUUGCAUUGCACGGUAAUACUAGCGUAGUCGGACUUCUUGCAGUGAUUUUGCAGCGAGCAGUCUUUGGUGCUCUGUGGAACUGCAGCGACCCAGAAGUUCAUAUCGCCUAAUAUGUUUAAUACGUGAAUGUCUCCACUGAAACCAGCAGAGGGCGACCGUGAGUAUAGUGUCGCUACAGGAACUGGAAAACUGAAAAUCUUUGUUCGGCCUGCAUGUAGAGUUUGGCUUGUGUGGCCGAGUGACAAAUUGGUUUUUGGCUUGUUGUAAUAUAAUAUAAUCCGGGACUGUGGCAACUCCCCCAGUUCAGACAGUGCAGAGCUGGGCACAAAAUGGCAGCGACCGGGGAACCUGUCAGAUUGGAGCGAGACAUCUCUCGGGCCAUCGAGCUGUUGGAUAAGUUACAGAGGACAGGAGAGGUACCUCCGCAGAAACUGCAGGCUUUACAACGAGUCCUGCAGAGCGAGUUCUGCAAUGCAGUGAGAGAGGUGUACGAACAUGUGUACGAGACCGUGGAUAUCAAUAGCAGUCCAGAGGUGAGAGCCAACGCUACUGCCAAGGCAACUGUGGCUGCCUUCGCUGCCAGUGAGGGUCACUCCCACCCCCGGGUAGUGGAGCUGCCCAAGACUGAGGAGGGGCUGGGCUUCAACAUCAUGGGAGGGAAGGAGCAGAACUCCCCAAUCUACAUCUCUCGCAUCAUCCCAGGGGGCAUCGCAGACAGGCAUGGGGGCCUCAAGAGAGGGGACCAGCUUCUCUCCGUCAACGGGGUGAGUGUUGAAGGUGAGCACCACGAGAAGGCAGUGGAGCUGCUCAAGGAAGCCCAGGGGACGGUGAAGUUAGUGGUGCGAUACACGCCCAGGGUGCUGGAAGAAAUGGAGUCCCGCUUCGAGAAGAUGAGGUCGGCCAAACGCAGGCAGCAGAUGAGCUUUCCUGAGUAGCCCCGCGUACUCGCUGUCACACAGAGGUCUCUCUUCUGCUCUCUUCACAGGAAACAUCUCCGUUACUGAUAAAGAUAUUGUUCACUGUUUUAUAUUAUUGAUACUAAGUGACGUGUGUUUGUGAGUAUGUGUGGGUGUGUGCAUUAUGGAAUUUUUAGUCCAGGGAUAUUUGUGAUAAUAACUGGUAAAAAUGUAUAACAAAUUAAGACUUAUUAUUUUCCAUGCAACAAGAAAGUUGCGAAAACAUAAAUCCUAAUGACAUUAAUGUGGGAGAUACACAGGGACUGGACAAAUGAAUUAGAAACACCUAGAGUAGGGACCCAGCAUAGGCAGCCAGGGAGUAUUGAUACAACAUUAUGACAUGGCAUCCAAAAAUAGCCUCCUCUAGCACAGUGGGGUUGGAGUUCUGCAGCAGUCUUCUCCAGAAUGGCCCAGAGUCAUUGCUUUAUCUUGUGAAACUACUUCAGCGGUGUCUCGGACACGAAAGCACCUGACAACCACAACGUUUUGAGUGAAACUGCCUUGUUACACGGAGAAGCCACUUCUAUUAUGUUACUAGUUGGUGUUCCUAAUACUUAGUUCAUCUCCCUAAAUAAUGUCAGACAGUUCCUAUGCAACAUGAAUGACUGUUUGAAUUUGGGAUCACAAGCACUGCACUGAAUGUUUGUACGCAUAUUGUUUUCAGUUUAACUUCCACACUAAUCUUUUCCAAUGGGAGUGUUUUUUUAUUUUAUUUUAUUUUAUUUGCUUGGUACCAUAUCGUUCCCUUAUUGAAGAUUGAAAUGCACUGUUUCGUAUUGUUCUUGUUAUUACUAUUAUUAUUAUUUAAAGAACACAUUUUCUAUCUGUCUAAAAAGAUUUACUAAAUUCCACGGUUUUGAGAAAUAAGAAAGACCUAUUCAGCUAAGGUUUGAUUGCAAAGUAGUAGUUGUUUUGCAGUUGUAGAGACACAUACAUUAUAGACACGUUGUCAAGUCCUGUCAACACUUCUGUUCAGGCGAAACAGGAUAAGUAAAUCUGUACAAACAAAUCGCUUAUUGAAAAAAGUAACACCUGGAGCCUUUGCCAGACAGAUCUAGUUUCAGAAUUACAGUAGGUGUCAAUGACGGUGGACGUGUAUUAUUUCUGUGAGUGAUAGAUAACUCUCAGUUGGGCUUGAACUAGCAGCUUUAUGGAGAAGGUGGCUUUGAUUUAGAAUUCUAGAGUGGUUUAUUGUUUUGGGUUUUUUUUCUACUGUUGGGAGUACUUUUUAAUGCGAGAGUUACAAGAAAAGUAAAAAUUGCAGUUAUCACAUGGGCAUGCUUGAAAGCAGAGAAUUGCACGUGCUUGAUAAAUGGAUAUACACACACUAUUGUGACAGAAAACAAGGGAGAAUCAAAACCUCUCAGCAAAAUCGGCCCCUGAACAAGAUCUUAAAUGUAAUCGUAACUGCUGAAAUAACGUUCAGUCGUGUUUCAAUCAAACCCCAGUUGGCUCUUGUGUGUAAAUGCAUGGCAAUUGAAAGAUAACGGUGUUGACAGCAUGGAGGAGAAAUAAGAAACAGGCCGUUUGGCUUCCAGAGUACUGUAGGGGCCAGUCAACACAAUCUGGCAUGACAGUGGCUUAGCAUGCAGGAAGAUGAACUGGAAGAAUGCAGUUAACCAUCACAAAGAAAUUCUGUUUAAUAUAAAACUGGAUUGCUGGACUUUUGAGCCAUUAACCGUUAUGUUUCAAGUAUUCUCAUUUCAGUAGUUCUGACUUUUUAAAUUAUUAUUAUUAUUAUUAUUAUUAUUAUUAUUAUAACUAUUUGUAUUUGCUGAAAGUCUGGGCAAUUAUAGCCCAGUAGAAUGAAUUAAGUAUAAACUGCCAUUUGUUGUAACCCAAAUUCCACCUUUGUGUUUACUUUGUGUGAGUGUUUUUUAGCACCUGUUCCUACUUUGAUAUUUUCAUUUUGAUAAAUGGUUUCAUAGAUCAUUUUAAAAUUAUUUUUUGUUAUGGCAUUAUUUACACUUUUCGAGUAUCAAGACCAAAAUCCUGAAUUUUAAUAACAGUAUAUGGAUUGAUUUGUCAGCGAGUAGAUCACAUUAUUAUUAUUUUUAUAACAUAGUUGGGGAUGUAAGAAUUAGGAAAUGCAAAUUGUGUUUAUUUGAAUAAAAACUGCACAAAAUAAAUUAUAUCACAAAAGACAAA